Molecule: messenger RNA, 6231 nt
Organism: Cheilinus undulatus (humphead wrasse)
Lineage: Eukaryota; Metazoa; Chordata; Actinopteri; Labriformes; Labridae
Gene: ankle1
Product: ankyrin repeat and LEM domain containing 1
Exons: 9
Coding region: 303-3779 (1158 amino acids)
Molecular function (GO): endonuclease activity; protein binding
Source: RefSeq, a predicted model, not a curated record
UUGGAGGGAAAUUCAACAAUUAUUGUCGUGCUGCUACUUGUAAACAAAGAUAGCCUUAAUGAUAAAAUGCACUUUGAUAACUUUGAAUAAUAAUCACUGACUGCUGCGUACUUCACUUAAGGAACAGGGGUAAUUAUACCGGCUCUGAAAGGUUUCAUUCGCUACUUAAACGCCAUUAGCAGCGCUAGCUAGCCUUAACUUAAAGUUUCACUUUAAAAAGCUUGACAUCUUGGUCUCAACCAUGGGUUAAUUAAGAAGAUACGGAUAAAUGACUGAAGUUACACAAAAGGACAACGCUGGAGAUGGACCGGAAAACGAAGAGGCUCGAAAGUCAGCUUUGUAAGGCUGUGAAGGAUGGAGAACCGAGAUCUGUGCAGCUGCUUCUUUCAGAGGGUGCAUGUCCUCACCUGGUGGGAAGUAAAGGGGUUGCUGCAAUACACCUGGCUGCUGGAAAAGAGACUGAGAAGAACACUCGCUGCUUGAAAAUGUUGUUGCAAUAUGGAGCAGACCCCAAUGUUCGGUCAUCAGAGGGUCUGACUCCUCUGCACAUUGCUGCGCUGUGGGGGUGUUAUCAAAACCUAAAGCUGCUUUUGAUUAAUGGAGGGAACCCAAACAACAAAGAUAAUGAAGGGAAUACACCUGAUCAGCUGGCAGAGCAGCAGGAGAAUCGAAAAUGUGCCCAGCUGCUUCAGGAAUAUCAGGCAAGCUCAGUGGAUACAGAAGAUGAUGACUUGCCUCAAUUCCAGUAUUCUGUGUAUUCAGACCAAACAGACACCUCCAGCUAUCCUGAAUCAGACUACAGCUUCUGCUCACAAUCUUCUAUGAUAAGUGACUUUGGUGAGGCUGCACUGAGCAGCACAAGGCGGUCGUCAUUUUUCAACAUAUCUCACAUGAAUGUGAGGCCAAGCUGCAGAGGACUGUCAUACAACAGACUCUCUGACAUGGACAGUAGGAAAAGUUACUGCCAGGACUUGAACAUCUCCUCCUCACAUUGGGCUCCUGAAGGUCCUUCUUUACUAUCAAGCACUCGCAUGUCUGCAGUGGGAUCUGCGGUUGCAAUGCCGAUCCUUAAGGAGGAGGAUGUGCUAAUGUAUGAUAGCAACAUCUCCCCCUCCAGAAGAGACACUCUCCCAGCUUUCCAUUCCAGGCGAGCGAGUCGUAAGAGCGUGAGCUUUAGAGAUGUGGAUGAAUAUUUCCCUGUUUUCAGUGCUGAAUCCCCCAAACGACAGCCUGCUAUUGAUGGCAGCUGGUGCACCACAAAGUUACCUUUCGACCUGUCUGAAUACUCUGGUUUCCUGGAUUCAGAGCGCAUGGCCACUGUUUUACAUAAGCAGGGUAUUGAUGUCACAUCACCGGAUCACGUUUAUGUUUUCUGCAGGGAGAGCAGCGAGAGCACAGAGGAGGAGAUGGAGAAAACAGUCAUCAGUCAGUGUGUUUUGGAGGAAAGUGAUGAUGAAGAGGAGGGUGAGACUGUAAAGGAAGAGCAGGUGGAUUUAAAAGAACAACCGGCCUCUGAACAUGUCGGCAGCAGCAGUGGUAGUAGUCAUUAUAGCAGCUGUGAUAGUGACCACUACACUAGUGCUCUGGGAGCUUCUCUUCACCCGGGACAUCUCAUACCUUCUGAGGUAGAGGAGGUCUCUCCUGGUGCUGAAAGUGAUAAGAUUUGUAAUUCUGCAGAGUCUUGUUUGGAAAGUUUAGGAGGGAAUCAUCCACCUGUUCAAACUGAUCCCCAGAUCAGUACAAUUCCAGGAAGCACGCAGGAAAAUCUGGUUUUGUCACAAGCAAAAAAGCACAAUAAUGAUGUUUAUGAGGCAUGUAACUUCCCAGUUUUAGACUCCUCAAGGAAAGGUGUUGAUAAGCCAGAAGCAAAAAACGCAGCAUUACAGGAAGACUUGAAUCUUACAUUCACACCGAGUCCUUUUGUAACAGGCCGGACUCGCUCCAGGUUGAGCCGCUGCUCCCUGAGAACAAGCAAAACCCCAGAGAGUCUCCUCUCCACUUCAGCUCUGUUUGAAGAGACCCUCCCCACGCCGAUUCGAACCCGCCAUCAGACACCAAGAUCUCAGGGCAGUGAAGAGUUUCACUGUUCACCACGUGCAAUUUGCUGUACACCAUCCUACUCCGACAGCAGCACUGGAGGAGACCCCUUUCCUGCUGAUUCCCAGGACACACAGUCCAGCACCCUCAGGGCAGGUUCAAGCAUUAGUCACAGCCAAGCUGACACUCUCAUCCUCCCUAAGAGUGUCACUGACUCUAUUUCUGAAUCACAGACUUUGUCGGACACAGUCGUGCUAGAGAAGGAUCCAAACUCUUCAGUGGAUGGGUAUGAAAAAAACCUUGCUGAAAUUAUCCUCGCCAUGCAAAGUCAGAAUCUUGCAGAAGGUGGUGCUUUCCUGACUGAUGAUCUGACAAGCUCAGAUGAAGCAACAACAAAGAAAACCAACAAUAAACCUUCUCCUGAGGACAAAGAAGACAGCCCUAAAAAUGAUGAUGUGUCGAUCACGGAGGACUAUAGCUCCCAGCCAGAAUCUGCAUCAUCGUCAUCCAGCUCCAGCUAUUUUUCUCCAAGGAGAUCCAUUGAAGACUCUGACCUUCCUUGUACCCCAGGCACUGGAUGCACCCCAAGGUACAGCAUGAGCCGGCUGUCAAGCUGCCGCAGACCGCAGCACCUAGCUAACCUGUCUUACACCCCCGGAGGUCGACCAGUCAUUCAGGAUCUGGAUGAGCCAGUGGAGUACCUUUAUACUGAUACAGAACAGGGCCACAAGCUGAUUGAGACUCAUGUCCCACCUACAGCCAACACCUCUCUCAGCUCCAGUAUGAGCACCACCAGCAGCAGCGGUGAGGAGACCAUAAUCUACGACUGGCGCUCCAUGCAGACAGACAUGAUAAAGGACAGAGGGAAGGAAAACCAAAGACCUCAGAUUAAGGUGGAAGAGGAGGAAAAGGAAGAGGAGAGUUUACUCCUGGAGACCAGAGGGAUGACUGAUAAGGAGCUGAGGUUGAGGCUGACAGAGUUUGGGGAGAGUCCAGGCCCCAUCAGCAGCCGAACCAGACCGACGUACAUGAGAAGACUUCACCGCCUGCUGCAGGAGUCAAACUCACAGUCACCGCGCCAGCAGAAGCAGUCAGAUCAUUCAAAAACAGAUUUAGGUUACAGUCCAGAGCUGAGUCGGGCUUUGAGGACCUUCGAGCUGCCAUAUUGCCAUGCGGACGAGCAAGCUCUCUGCCAGCAGUUUGACCAACCAGAUCAAAACAGGAAGUGGAGGGAGGGCGUCAUCAAGUCAAGUUUUAACUAUCUGCUGCUUGAUCCAAGAGUAACAAAAAACCUCCCAUUCCGCAGUCACACCAUGACUCCACACGAGUGUUUCCAGACAUUCAUCCACAGUAUAUUUUAUGUGGGCAAAGGGAAACGUUCCCGCCCCUACAGUCAUCUGUAUGAAGCUUUAGAGUACUACAGAGGAGACAAGACCUCCAAGAAAUUGUGCCCUAAAGUGCAGCAGAUCCUCCAGGUGUGGAGCGCUGAGCAGGGUGUCAUUUCCCUGCACUGUUUCCAGAACGUCAUCCCAGUGGAGGCGUACACAAGAGAGGCCUGCAUGGUGGAGGCCAUCGGGUUGAAGAUGCUGACCAAUCAGAAGCGAGGGGAUUUUUAUGGCGUGGUGUCAAACUGGCAAGUGAAGAGGAAACGGGAGCUUGGCGUCCACCUGCUCUACCGAGCCAUGCAGAUCUUCCUGGCUGAGGGUGAGAGGCAGCUCAGACCAGCUGACAUCAGACAGUAGUGCCCCCUAAUGGAGGGUUGGUAAACAGCAGCCACUCAAAGGGAAAAUCACUAUUUGAAAAUACGAGGUAAUCUCAUGUGUUUGGUUGGCAUCACAACACCAACAUUUUAUAAGCUGAUCACCAGCAUUUCUUUUGUUAUUGAACUCUAACUAACCAUCCCUCUGACAAAUACAGUUAAUCAGUGAAUGACUCUUUGAUCUUGUCAGUUAAGAUCGUUUGCUCACUUCCAAUUUUAGAUUCUGAGGACUUGCAACAAAGAAAGCUUAAAAAGAUCAGUUGUUAUUAACAUAAUGUUAAAAUCAUUAGAGAGACAGCAGGUCUUUUAGAAGUCAACCGUAAAACAAAAGUUCCUAGAAGGACUCAGGACUAAGCUGCUGUGGUAAAUUAUUCUUUUAAAAAAGAUUCAAGGCACAUUUCAAAUCAAUUCAAGUAUAAUUCAAUUAUUUGGUCUCACAUUUAACAUACCUCCAUGAUUAAAAAAGUGGAUUCCACCAGGAGGUUGGCAGGGGUAGUGACAAAAAAAGAGACAUUUAAGGGUAACAAAAAAAAAAAAGUUACUGGUACUUAUCAUGAUUAUUGUUGUAGAUCAAACCUUCAUCAAGUGUUUAGCUAUAGAAUCUCUAAUGUAUAUAAUCUGAUGAUAUGUGUUUACAUGGUUUGAUUACCAUUUUUCCUGCUUCACCUUAAAUUCCUGUUAAACAAAAGCAUUGCAAGCGGGCUGAUGAGAUGAGUUUCUAGUAGUAGUCAGUGCUUUUGCAUUCAUGUACAUUUUUUGUAGUGUUUUCCAAAUUAGACAUGAAAUAAGGACAUCCAAAUGUCUUCAUAAAACAUCUUUAUUUACAGCAAGAAGAAGAUUGGUUGACUGUCCCCUUGGAUGUAGAACUAGUUUCUUAGCUCACAUCACUAUGUUCAAGAAAAUACCUUGGUCAUUAUCCAUAAAAUGUGGUUGAUCAGUCAAGUAAAUGAAAAUACAAGAAAUAAUCCUCUUUCUCCUCUCAUGUUGGAAACAUUAAUAUUCAGCACUUCAACUGGAAAAAAAAAAACACAUUCAGUAUGUCCUCGGGGUGAAACUCAUGGUACAUUAUGUGUGAGCUGUACAUAUUCAUUUCACAGAAAAAGCAUUAGCAAAACAUUUGAAAGCACAAUUUUAUAUUUAAGAAAUACAUUUUUAAAAGUCCAAAGCCUCCUGUGGAAAAAAAACAUCUGCAAGAGAUCAGCAGAUCAGAAAAACAACCAGUAUGUUUACUUAUUAUUGCAACAGGAAAUCAAAGUUUUACUCAAAUGAAUGCACUUACACCAUUAUUUCUAUUAUGAUUGGGCCUAGAUUUACUAUAAUUUUUCCUCCAGUGAGGUCCUCUCAGAGAUUAACUCAGGCUUUUUCUUUACUGCAUUAAGUUAUUCCAUCAUGUGUGAUAUUUCUUAUGGGCUUUUGUAAGUAUGUUUUUCUUUUUUCAAAAACCUUUCUUAUGCGGCUGUAUUGUUUUAUUCCUUUAUUUUGCAUUCAUGUACUAGUAAAUACAGUAAAAAAACAACUGUCAAAGCUGAGCUGGAUGACUCCUCUGUCCUGUUCUUUGGUGUCCCUCUAGUGGACAAAGAGGUAAUUAUUUUUGCUUUUAAGUCUAAAUUAUUGCUCCUGCAGAUCCUUAAAAAAGUAUUAAAUUGGACUUUUUAAAUCUAAGACCUUAAAAAGACUUAUUUUUACUGGUGAGUGGUCUUAAAUUUUAGAUAGUAUUUUGCAUGUGUCUUAUACAGUCUUUGUUUUCAUAUAUAUUUGAUUUGAAUCACUCCCUUCUGAGUAUACGCUUGUUGUUUAUGUUAUGAUAAACAUCGCUCUACUGUAUAUUGAUAGAAAAAAAGGCAUUAAAUGUGCCAGAAAUAACCAAAUUUGGUGUUUAUGACAAAGAGAUCUGUCUUAUCAGUUGUCCAUUUUUUAAGAGUGCAUUAAACCAGAUAAUUCAGCUCUGUCCAGUGUACUGAGAAAUCUAACUUGCCUUUUAUUUUUGACCAUUUGCCACACAGAAAAAAAAGUAUUUCUCUCUCUCUGCUCAGAUCUUAAAAAAAGGUCUGAAAAGUCUUACAUUUGGUUGUUGAAAGUGUAGGAACCCUGUAAAUGUAUGGUGUCUUUGUCCACCGAGAACCCAAAAGCUAUUUAUUGGUAUAUGUGAACAAAAUGUUUAAAGAUGGAAGAAUGGGGCACCAGUUUAGUUUAGUUGGUAGAGCAGGUACCCAAAUAUAGAUGCUACAGUCCUUGAUGCACUAAUCAUAGGAUUGAAUCCUGAUCCUUGUUUGGCACACGGUUUCCCAUUAUCUCCCUCCAUAUUUCCUGUUUCUCUUCAGCUGUCCUGUCAAAAUAAAGGCAAAAAGCCACAAAAUUGAAUAAAGAGGCAGUGUUUAUGCACAACUUAGAAUUGAAUUUAAGGAUUUCAGGACUUUUUAUAAGAAGGUAAAAUA